AUGCCGGGGAGAAGGAGCCGUAGAGGGUCGAUGCGUCGACAGAGGCGGAACCGCUCUCGCACCUCUCGCGCCGAACUGACCUUCUCCGUGAGCCAAGUGGAGCGCCUGCUGCGGGAUGGCCACUACGCCCAGCGCCUGGGCUGGUCAGCACCCAUCUUUCUAGCUGCCGCAGUCCAGUACCUGACCGCCAAGAUCCUGGAGCUGGCAGGCAAUGAGGCCCGAAACAGCGGCAUGAGGCGCAUCACCCCGGAACUCAUUGACAGGGCCAUCCACAACAACGCUUUGCUCAGUGGGUUUUUCGGAACCACGACCAUCUCUCAGGUGGCCCCGGCUCAGGGGUAG
Messenger RNA from Choloepus didactylus (southern two-toed sloth), 342 nucleotides. RefSeq names its product histone H2A-Bbd type 2/3-like. Bases 1 to 342 code for a protein of 113 amino acids. The transcript has a single exon. The record is from RefSeq and is a predicted model, not a curated record. Gene Ontology annotation, molecular function: DNA binding; structural constituent of chromatin; protein heterodimerization activity. Lineage: Eukaryota; Metazoa; Chordata; Mammalia; Pilosa; Megalonychidae. Gene Ontology annotation, cellular component: nucleosome.